CAGAGGCAGCAGCAGCUCUGCAGGGCAGCAGGAUGACCCUGUGGAAUGGCUCCUUCCCCUUCUACCCUGGCCCCAGGGCUGGCUUCCUCUUCGACACCACCCGGGCCACCAUCCUCUCUGUCUUCCUCUCCCUCUUGGUCACUUUCAUCAUCAUCCUGCCUGGGAUCCGGGGCAGGAAGAGACUCUUCUGGUUCCUGCGGGUGGUGCUGAGCCUCUUCGUGGGAGCUGUGGUCCUCACUGUGCAGUUUGGCAGGGACUGGGAGACAGGCUGGGUCACUGCCAACGCUUCCUACAAGUCCUUCAGCUCUGCCCUGGUCACCGUGGACGUGGGGCUGCACAUUGGCCUGGAUGGGCUGAACAUCACACUGCUGGGAGCCCCUGUGCGGCAGCUCAACGAGACCAUCGACUACAACGAGUUCUUCAGCUGGGGCCCGGGGGCAGACUACGAGCAGAGCUAUGUGGCAGGGCUGCAGAAGGGGCUGCCCAGCCCCAUCCUCUACGUGGCAGAGAAGUUCCGGGCGCGGAGCCCCUGCGGCGUGCAGGGGCAGUACCGCAGCGCCGGCCGCUACGCCUCCAUCACCCUCUGGAUGGCCUUCUGCUCCUGGCUGCUGGCCCUGCUGCUGCUCUCCAUGCCCCUCCUGCCCCGGGGGGGCUGCAUGCUGCUGCUCACAGCCACCCUGCUGCUCUGCUCCCUGCUCUUCUUCUCGGCUGCCCGGGGCGCCGCCCGCUGCCCCAUCCGCCUGGGCACCGCUGCCCUGCACACGGCCUACGGAGCCUCCUUCUGGCUGGCACUCGCCACAGGGCUGCUGUGCCUGGUCCUGGGGCUGGGCAUUAUCAUCCUGAGCUCCAAGCAGCCUGAGAAGCUGAAGGUUGUCUUUGACCUGGACCAGGGGAGGGGAGAAGAGGAGGAGGAGCAGGGCAAGGCCUUCCUGCCAGCUGAAGCCAGCUCCUCUGUGCAGGAGGUGCUGCUGCUCCCCCUGGCACAGCUUCCCCAGGUGCCAGCCACCAAGCUGUGA
This is a messenger RNA of Dryobates pubescens (Downy woodpecker), 1016 nucleotides long. RefSeq names its product dual oxidase maturation factor 1-like. The transcript is spliced from 7 exons. The record is from RefSeq and is a predicted model, not a curated record. Gene Ontology annotation, biological process: protein transport. NCBI's taxonomy places the organism in Eukaryota, Metazoa, Chordata, Aves, Piciformes, Picidae. Gene Ontology annotation, cellular component: endoplasmic reticulum membrane. Bases 33 to 1016 code for a protein of 327 amino acids.